This is a messenger RNA of Fibroporia radiculosa, 1293 nucleotides long. RefSeq lists its product as uncharacterized. The transcript has a single exon. Lineage: Eukaryota; Fungi; Basidiomycota; Agaricomycetes; Polyporales; Fibroporiaceae. The coding region runs from base 1 to 1293 and encodes 430 amino acids. The record is from RefSeq and is a predicted model, not a curated record.
AUGGAUUCUUCUUGGCUGUGGGCUACCGUCCGUGUCACUGCUCACACACCACUCGAGGCCUUGCGCCUGCAGCUGGAGCGGUCUAGGAUUCGUCCGCUCGACUUACACAUUCGGUUCGAAGCAUCCAAGGAAUCGCUCACUCAACCUACACCGGUGUCCUUCGCGCUCUCUGUCUUGGAUAUACUGCUGGAUCAUCUUCCCCGCUGGCGGCAGCUGCGCAUUGUCAGCCCGUUCCCUAAACUGGUCGGGGCGAUGUUGGCGCGUCUCGGCGGUACUGGUCUUCGUGCACCCAUUCUCGAGGUCUUGGAAGUAGACUGUCCCUUCCAUUCUAUCCUUCUGGGCGGGAACCCGAAUGGAUACCCAAGACCGUUUCCUGGCGGCGCUCCUCGGCUACAGCAUAUUCGUCUGGAUCACUGUGGCUUCUCGCUAUCUGCGGACGAACCCUUCCCGCAGCUCACCUCUUUCGAAAUCGCAAGCGCUCCCUGGACGUUGGUCGAUCUCCACAGCCUAGCAACGACGUCGCCCCGGCUCACAUACCUCUCGGUGCGUUCCAGCUACAAACUCGAAGCGAACGUAGAGCUGCACUUCCCCGCCCUGCGCUUCCUGAAGAUCGGCGACUACUUCCAAAACGACACUAUUCUGCGCGUGCUGCACGCGCCGGCUCUCGAGGUUCUCCAGAUAGAAGAGAUGGAGAUCGAGCACUACAGCUUAGCGGGUCGCUACAUCGAUGCGCUGCGCGGCGAGACGUACGAAGGAACACCACAGGGCAAAUUUCCCCGACUCCGCUCAUUGCGCCUCCACAUGACCGGGCGGCCUGAAGAGCCCUCCCCGCUCAUCGUUGGGGCGCGGCUCGGCGAGUUUCUUGGACUCUUCCCAAGCAUCGUGCACCUCGCCUUCGCCGGCUUCCACGUGCAUGCGUUUGCACAGGGCUUCCUCGAGCUCAUGCAGGCACCCAGUGUCCUGUCUUCCCCGGCCGCAGGGGUGCUCCCGCGGCUGGAGCACCUUACGCUUGGCACGGACCAGGAGCACGAAUCCGCGGCGUUCGUGAACGGGUGGGGUCCCUUGUUGUUCGAUAUGGUGCGCGCGAUCGUGGUUGCACGUAGAGCGGCGGGUCGGCCACUGAAGAAGGUACAAGUCCCUCCUCCAGUGCUCGUGCGGCUGAGACGUGUGCUCGGGACGAGACUGAUGCUGAAGAGACUCGAGCAACUUCCUGGUGUUGACCUCGAAGGCGUGCAGAUGCCCUUCACGUCUGAUGUGUGGCUCGGGUACAGGUGGGCGCUGCGGGUCCAUUAG